Messenger RNA from Acaulospora morrowiae, 1642 nucleotides. NCBI's taxonomy places the organism in Eukaryota, Fungi, Glomeromycota, Glomeromycetes, Diversisporales, Acaulosporaceae. The record is from the annotation of a GenBank genome assembly.
AUGUCCAAAAAAUAUGCCGAUUACUUUCGUAAAACGCAGCCAGAAAAUUAUAGUUUUCUUGGUUUCUAUAGAUAUCGUUAUCAGCAAUCUGACUUUACCUUUUCAUACCAAAAAGAGUCCCGUAAACUUAGUAGCGAUCUUGAGGAAUUAAUGAGUGAAGAUUCAGAAGUAGUUAAUUCUUAUGCUCACCUGUUGCUGAAAGAUCAUAAGGUCGUGUAUCACAGGUUCUUUCUUGUGCACACAACUACGGUGAAUAUCUGCGCCCAUUCACUUUAUGGUCUGCGUUCCGCUAAUCAACGUGAAAAAUAUCCUGAUGUUCAAAUGUUUUGGAAUAACAUAGAGUCAUCUGUCGCCAAUUCAAGUCUAAAACUAGAUAAGGUAAAGAUGGCUCGAACAGUAAUGAAUGGCACUAAGAGGUUGAUCAAAACCGCCCUCAACGAAAUUGAUAGCACACUGAAAACCAAUGUCUCUAAUAAUGGACUGAAUGGAAGGAAACGAUCAGCCGAAGAAGCUUCCCUUGUUACUACGCCUCCCAACCUUCGCGACCGCUUUCCUCUUCCAUAUAAAAGUGGAGAUUAUUCUUCUGAUGAUUAUAACGAAGAAUCAUCCGAAAGUUAUCCUGAUGUUGCUAAAGAUGUCAAAACAAAGUCCAGAAAGCGUAGAUCAAAGAAAGAUACCAGAAGUAAGAUUUCAACCAAGGGGAAAUCAAGUGACCAGAGCAUUGUUGUUGACGUUGGCCGGUCAACCUGUAUUUCUUCUAUGAAUGUACAACAAGUAUCCGCUAUUGAUGCGAUCAAUGAUGCUGAACAAACUACCUGUGAUGAAUCUGAAUUAGUCAUCGAAGAAAACACUACAGAAAAGACGGAAAAAUCAAAAACGAUACUCUCAUGGAAACACGUUGUUGAUAAAAUAAAAAUUUAUGAUAAAUCGGAUAAUGAUUGGUUAGUCGAUGGAUACAAUAUUUCGAAAGAUUUUCGUGAAUUUCAAAUAGAUACGGUUGAACGAUUAAAGAAUAAGCCGACUCUUUCUUAUGCGACCAAUGUCGAUGAAAUCUUGUGUCUCUCGUUUAUAUUUUAUGUAAAAGAGGAAAUGCCGAAAUAUAUAAAUUGCACUAGUCAAGUUUGGAAUGACGCAUUGCAUAGACAUCUAACUCCCGUAACCUUACCGAUUAGUGUUCAGCUUAUGAUAUUAGAAUAUAGUACACUCUUAAAGGAUAGAAAGGCUUUAAGAGAAAAAUGGUGCCAAAAUUGGGUCGAGUGUGAUGCUUCGAUGACCGAAAAAGAGGUCGAUAUUUUUGAAUGUGUGCAACUUGUAACUAGGAACUUCUUUUUGAAUAUAUCAUCGUUAAACAGCACAGGUAAUAAUGUAAUGGAUGAAGACACUUUCGUUCACAGACACUGCCAUUUAUUGUUGGAAGAAAUCUUUAAUAUGGCGAAUUAUAAACUUUUCUGGGUUAAUGAAGAAUCAAGUAGCUCAAAGGAACGACGAAAAUCUGAUGAAAUUAAACCGCCUUGUGCUGCAAAUAAUGUAAUAAACCAUGCUUUGGUCAAACUUGGAGAAUUCAUGAAAGGCUCACUAGAUUCUCUACAUAAACGAUUUGGGUAUUCUCAAUGUUCGGAAACAUUUGAAAUCUUCAUUAAAG